Penaeus vannamei (Pacific white shrimp) is the source of this 3355-nucleotide messenger RNA. Lineage: Eukaryota; Metazoa; Arthropoda; Malacostraca; Decapoda; Penaeidae. The record is from RefSeq and is a predicted model, not a curated record.
CUCGCUGUUCGGGCCCGGGUGUGCUGGCGAGAACGCGUGAAGGGCGACCGAGCGCCGCGCUGCCGCCUUGUCCAGUGUGUGUUCCUUGUGUCUUGUGCGAGGUGUGAUUGGUAUUCUCUGUAUAUCAGAAAAAAUACAGAUAAGAAAAGAACUAGUGGAACAGUAAUCUACAUGUAUCCCUUGUGGCACCAAGAGCCCCUGUAAAACACCUUAGAAAAAAGGGAAAGUAAUUGGGCUGUCAAGUGUUGUUAAGUGUUGACAGCAAUUAUACUCUCGCGGCUGGAGUGGUCCACGUCGGCCGGGAUUGCGAGAGCGUCACCUGGUAACCAUGGCAACAGCGGUGGUCAACGGAGAAGAGAUGAGUGAACUUGGCCGACAAACUUCUUUCAAGGGCGACGGAUUGAGAGGAUACGACAGACAGUGAGUGUUCAGGUGAAGGUCGACGGAGAAUCGGCGUCCGAGUUAGGACUUUCUCCCUUUGCCGUGAGCGCGAGGUCUCGAGGACGUCGUCGGGAUGGAGGUUUUCGAAGAGCCUCGAACCCUCGAACACGGGCGUCACACCCCCGUCAGGAUGGACUCCCGCACGUCUUCCUACACGGGAUCCAGCAGCGAUGAGGACGAGCAGUCCCCGCGGGAGAAGUCGCAGAAGACCUCCAAGGGCUCGACCGACUUCUGCGUCAAGAACAUCUCCCAGGCCGCGUUCGGGCGCAGGGAGAUCGAGAUCGCCGAGCAGGAAAUGCCCGGCAUCAUCGCCCUCCGGAAACGUGCCAUGGACGACAAACCCCUGAAGGGAGCCAAGAUUGUGGGUUGCACUCACAUCAAUGCCCAGACUGCUGUCCUGAUUGAGACUCUGGUGGAGCUUGGAGCCACUGUGCGAUGGUCAGCAUGCAACAUUUUCUCCACUCAAAAUGAAGUGGCUGCAGCCUUAGCUGAAGCAGGCCACCCUGUCUUUGCCUGGCGUGGAGAGAGCGAGGAGGACUUCUGGUGGUGCAUUGACAAAUGCAUCAAUGCUGAGAACUGGCAGCCAAACAUGAUCUUGGACGAUGGAGGAGAUGCAACUCACCUUAUGCUCAAGAAGUACCCGGCCAUGUUCAAGAUGAUCAAGGGUAUCUGUGAGGAGAGUGUGACUGGUGUUCAUCGUCUGUACCAGCUCAGCAAGGCAGGGAAACUGACUGUGCCAGCCAUGAAUGUUAAUGACUCAGUCACCAAGACCAUGUUUGAUAACCUUUACUCUUGUAGGGAAUCAAUCAUUGACAGCUUGAAGCGUGCCACUGAUGUGAUGUUCGGUGGUAAGCAGGUGGUUGUCUGUGGGUAUGGAGAAGUUGGAAAAGGUUGCUGCCAAGCCCUGAAGGGUCUCGGCUGCACUGUUUAUGUCACAGAAAUUGAUCCUGUGUGCGCCCUCCAGGGAUGCAUGGAUGGUUUCCGAGUUGUGAAGCUGUCUGAAGUGAUCCGCCAGGUAGAUAUCCUGGUGACUGCAACUGGCAACAAGAAUGUGGUGACCCGAGACCACAUGGACAAGAUGAAAAAUGGAGCCAUUGUUUGCAACAUGGGUCAUUCUAAUACAGAGAUUGAUGUGAACUCCCUUCGAACUCCAGACCUGACUUGGGAGAAGGUGCGUUCUCAGGUUGAUCACAUCCUGUGGCCUGAUGGCAAGAGAAUCAUCCUCUUGGCAGAAGGAAGGCUUGUUAACUUGUCAUGCUCAUCUGUUCCCUCAUUUGUUGUGUCCAUCACCUCAUGCACUCAGGCCCUGGCUCUGAUUGAGUUGUUCAAUGCUCCUGCUGGACGUUACAAGUCGGACGUUUAUCUUCUCCCCAAGAAGAUGGAUGAGUAUGUGGCCAGCCUUCACCUUCCCACAUUUGAUGCUCAUCUCACAGAGCUCAGUGAUGAACAGGCCAAGUAUAUGGGCUUAAACAAGGCUGGACCUUUCAAGCCUAAUUACUACAGGUACUAAGUGAUAAAUAGGCUGAGGUACAAGAGAUUGCAAUCUACUUGGACUGUAUGACAGGGUCAGAGAUUUUGAGUCCACAUAAUUUUUCAUACACACUUUUGUUGUUAAAUCAAGAACUGGUUGUAAUAUAGUAUCAUAUUGUUCCCAUUGUCUCAGACUUUGUCCAUAUAAUAAGUUUAUAUUCUGAAUUGUCAUCUCAAUUUGAAAAAAAGGUUUGCUGCAUCUACAGCAAAAUCCUUUGUACCUGUUAGCAAACAAAGUAUGAACAAAUGUACAUGUCUGUUAAAGAGCCAAUAAUAGUACCUGAAAACAGUAACUGCCAAUCAUCUCAGAGUUGUGUUGAGGUACUAAGAUGAUAUUUCAGAAUGUGAAUGUAAUGUCCAGUAAUGUAAGUAGCUUCCUAUUGACCAUCACAGUAGCAGGUGAACCAUAUUUGAAAGUACAUAUCUGUUCAAUCUCUGUUGUUUAUUAUGGAAAUGGUGGUGAGGUUCUGAUUUCUGUAUAAUUAUUAUUGAGAUUUACUUCUUUGGAAGAUUGUUAUCUACAGAGAAAUUGCUUGAACUCUCAAUUUGAUUUAUGUUAUUGUAAUAUGUAAGUAAUUAUUAAUAUAUACCUAUCACAAUUUUAAUUUAAUAAAGAAGGUUCUGACAUUAUUGAAAACAAAUGUUUAUUUGUAUUUGGAUAAGAAUUAAAACUUAAAAAUAUGAAAAAAUAUAUUUAUGUGACUUUUGUAUGUGUUCAUCAAUAUUGCAAGGUAAUUGCCAUGUAAAAAUAAGUGCGUCAGUGGAAAUGCUAUUGAGUUGGAGAAUAUUUUUAAGAAGAUAUAGUAGUUUGAAUAUCUGUUUUGACAAAAAUGGUUCUACACACCGCAACAGCCAGAAAAGAAACCUUGAGUAAAUAUGCUGUUUAUGUAUAGAUCAUAUUUGCCAGGUUUGUAAUUAGAUUUGGACAAAUGAGAGUAACUACCAUGGUCUGAAGAGUAAAUUGAGGGCUAGCAGAGGUGCUUGGUAGCAUUAAUGAACCAUCAUUAAUACUGAAACUUUCUUGGCAAGGUCUCCCUUUCUUGAGCAAGGUAGAGGUUGAGUUAUUCAAAAGAGAUCUGGAUAUUUGAAGGACAUUGUUAUAUAGCUCAUAGGCCAUGUUUGUUGUAGAAUCUGCCUGUUUUGUCUGUGAUAGAUUUAGAAGACAGUACCAGGUGCAGAGUGUAAGUAAUCAAUAUAACCACCAAGAGCAUGCAAGUUUAUCAGGCUGGAGGUUAAUCUGGCUCCAUUGAAAAAAAGAGUAACUCAUUGUGAUUCCUAGUGUGUAUAAUAUAUCUUACUAGUACUCUUUUGAUGGCUUUGGAGUCUUGUGGGAUGAGCUGCAGUCAGAUUGACUUUCCAGAUGGUGAAUACAUCAUCAUUGUGG